AUGUCUUCGAAAGAUGCCAAGGUCCUGAGGAGCAGACCGAUGGAUGAUUCGGAGGCCAAGUGGGUCGGACUAAGAGCUAUCGAGUGGGUGGAUCAGGAGGGAAGGGAGAGAAAGUGGGAGAGCGCCGACAGGAAGACGAGAAAGGGAGAGGUGGAUGCCGUGGCUAUAUGCGCCCUCAUUCAUCGUCCCUCUUCCGAGACUCAUGUCCUUUUGAUCUCGCAGUUCAGACCGCCCGUUGCCUCUUCGGUCAUUGAAAUGCCAGCAGGUCUGGUAGAUGCUGGUGAAGAGGGCGAUGAAGGAGCUCAGAAAGCCGCUCUUAGGGAAUUGGAGGAGGAGACGGGAUACGGCACCACGAAGCAAGGCGGAUCGGUCGAUGUGGUAGAGACCAGCACCAUCAUGGUCAAUGAUCCCGGGCUCUCUGGCGCGAACAUGAAGCUGUGCGUUGUGCGUAUACAUCUGUCGGACGAUUCGGAAGAGCCGGUAGCCAAGCCAGAGGAAGGCGAAUUCAUCGAAAAACAUCUCGUCCCAGUCAAGGGCCUUUACAAGACGCUCAAGGACUUUCAAGACAAGGGCUUCGCGGUGGAUGCUAGACUAGCUCACCUUGCUGUGGGUCUGGAGUUGGGUCUGGGUGGACUGACAAAGGGUAGCAAGAUUUGA
Molecule: messenger RNA, 657 nt
Organism: Ceraceosorus guamensis
Lineage: Eukaryota; Fungi; Basidiomycota; Exobasidiomycetes; Ceraceosorales; Ceraceosoraceae
Exons: 4
Coding region: 1-657 (218 amino acids)
Biological process (GO): nucleoside phosphate metabolic process; ribose phosphate metabolic process
Cellular component (GO): nucleus
Molecular function (GO): ADP-ribose diphosphatase activity
Source: RefSeq, a predicted model, not a curated record